UGGUUGGGUCGAAAGAGGGAGAGGUGCGUGGUGUGUUCGGUCCCGGAGCCUGUGGGGAGGGAGGGAGGGAUGCGUGUGCAUGGGGCCGCCCUGCAAACGGGGUGCUCUGCGGCCGCCCAAGGGACCGGCAGUGGGAGGAAAGGGGACGGUGACAUUCCGGGAGCGGGCACUGCCGCGUGACUGUCUGUUGCAAUUUCUGAGCAGUUUUGUCUGGAAGACUGUGCUCAGGUUAUGACGACUAAUCCCAAACCGAACAAGGCAUUAAAGGUAAAGGAGGAGUCAGGAGAGAAUGCCCCAGUGCUGAGUGAUGAUGAACUCGUGUCAAUGUCCGUACGGGAGCUGAACCAGCACCUGAGGGGUCUCACCAAAGAGGAGGUCAUCCGUCUGAAGCAGCGGAGGCGCACGCUGAAGAACCGGGGCUACGCUGCCAGCUGCCGCAUCAAGCGUGUGACUCAGAAAGAGGAGCUCGAGAGGCAGCGGGUUGAGCUGCAGCAAGAGGUGGAGAAGCUGGCCAGAGAAAACAGCAGCAUGAAGCUAGAGCUGGAUGCCUUGCGCUCCAAGUACGAAGCACUCCAGACCUUUGCUCGUACUGUGGCGCGAGGGCCCAUUACCCCGACCAAAGUUGCCACCACCAGUGUCAUCACCAUCGUGAAAUCAGCCGAAAUCUCAUCCAGUUCUGUGCCCUUUUCAGCAGCCUCCUAGUGCCCUCGGUGGGGGAACUAGCAGCCUUUCAGAGGGGAGGGGAUAAGGCUCUUAUGCAUUGUUCCGGAGUCCUUGGUCACGUCAAGAAUUGGCAUUUUAAGAAGUCUCUUCCAAAAGUGCAAAAAACAGAAGAAAAUAAAAAAAGAGAAAAACAAACCCAAAGGGUCCCUACAAAGGGAACUUAACUGGCUGCUUCUGUCUGGACUCAGUGGCUCCAUCAAGCUCUCGUGUCCAGGAUUUGAGCUCUGUAUGCAGUACCAAUUGCAAGAUCUGUUUCCUCCUUCCCGCUGCCUCCACAAACCCCUCUCAGCUGUGGGCAGCUUUCCAGCUGGGAGAAGAUACCUGAGGAGCCUCCGGAGUCCUCGUGAAUGAUGCUCAAGAGCCAGGAAACAUAAUGGACCGUAGAAAUCAUCAUGUGAGAUGAAUGUAUGGGAAAAAGAGUUUCCUUUAGUGGCCUCCUACUCCUUGUAAGAAGGGUCUCCCCUAACUUCCCCACUUCCAUCUGAUAUUAUGAGGGCAGGAAUAUAGGCUUCUUGGGUUUGAUUUCAUCCUGCUAAUGGGAGUGGGAGGAUGAUGGAGAUAAAUGCUUGGGUCUGACCACACCCAUUAAGAAUAACCUUUUGUUUUCAAUCCAUGCUGUUAAAAUAUGGAAAAAUAUAUAUUUUACAUAUUUUAAUAUGCCCCAUUACCUGUGUGGCCUGUAAAAAAAACUACAUUGCAGCCUCCUUUAUUCCAAGCCCAAGUUUCCUGAUAGCUCCUUCCCAAAGGUGUGCCUGUGAAUUGGAUAUAUUUAUGCAGUUUAUUUCUUCCAGAUGAUCCGCAGUCUUGAAGUAGCAGCUUUUUUUUCCUGGGUUACCUGAAGCUGAAGGGAGGGAGGCACAGUAAAUGCUGUGAAGAGCAGUGCACUGGGGAGGAGAAGGGGAGAUGAGGAGAAAAAAUGCUGCAUGUAUUACUAGUGGAGGCAGAAUUGGCUGUGAGAGAAGGUGGGACAGUUCUGCUGGGAUCAGCACUACGAGAAGGGGUUUGUGCAGAGUAUUUCAGAAGGAUGUUUUUAAAGCACUGAAGUGUAACUAGAGGGAAAUAGCAUUCAGCCAGGAGGAGAGAAGUUUAGUCUCCCCUUUGACAAAAGCAUUGGUAUGUUAGCAGUGAGCAUCCUUAGCUGGAGAGUUGCGCUCACCAGUCCUUGGUGAUCAGAGAAGGGCUGUGGGGAGGUCAGAUGGGAGCUUGGAAGAGUCUUUCCCUCUCCAUGGCACAUCAGAUGCUGAACUUGGGAUCCAAAGAGUACAGUGAACAACCCUCAGUGUUCAGACAACCUGUGUGAAUGUGACCCUGAAACUUGAUGCUUUCUCUUGCAAGUGGGAGAGUUAUCCUGAGAGGCGCACGGAGGGCAGGAUGGAAAAUCAGUGUGUGUGCAGAGGACAGAAGAAUUGGGAUCGAGAAGUCGUUUGUUUGGCUCUGAGCAGUGGUUUGGGAGAGGGAUUUCUGGCUUGGCAGUGGGCAGGAUUUAGGAAGCUGAAAGGAGAGAUUCUGCUGUUGCGCAGCAGUGAUGAAAUAAUGAAUGUUUCCAGGUCACUGUAAAAAAAAAAAAA
Ficedula albicollis (Collared flycatcher) is the source of this 2291-nucleotide messenger RNA. It is a transcript of the gene MAFK, whose product is annotated as v-maf avian musculoaponeurotic fibrosarcoma oncogene homolog K. The transcript is spliced from 3 exons. Gene Ontology annotation, cellular component: nucleus. Gene Ontology annotation, biological process: regulation of transcription by RNA polymerase II. The coding region runs from base 232 to 702 and encodes 156 amino acids. Lineage: Eukaryota; Metazoa; Chordata; Aves; Passeriformes; Muscicapidae. Gene Ontology annotation, molecular function: DNA-binding transcription factor activity, RNA polymerase II-specific; RNA polymerase II cis-regulatory region sequence-specific DNA binding. The record is from RefSeq and is a predicted model, not a curated record.